AUGAACAUCAAUCUCUCAGCUCUUCUCCUUCUCCUUCUCCUCUGUCAAUUCCCACUCCUAUUACAAAGCUGCUACCUAGAUGAAAGAGCUGCUCUCCUCAGCUUCAAAUCCACUCUCACAGACCCGUCUGGUCGCUUGUCUUCGUGGCGAGGCCAAAACUGCUGCAAUUGGCAUGGAAUCGGCUGUUCCUCCUCCUCCCAUGUUGUCUCGAUCGACCUGCGGAACCCCACACCAGGCAAUCUCGCGCGGGCAGUUGAUUCAAGGGUCAUCCUCGUCUCUGACCCCAAAUACAAACCAAUCAAUGGUACAAUCUCUCCUUCCCUCUUCACUCUUCGCCAUCUCCAAUACCUUGAUCUUAGCUUCAACAAUUUCCAAUUCUCGAAAAUACCCCAUCAAUUCACAAAUCUGAAGAACCUUGUAUACCUCAACCUCUCGAAUUCGAUGUUCUCAGACUCCAUCAAAACUCAAUUUUCCAAUCUCUCUUCCUUAAAAUCCCUCGACCUUUCGUGUUCUUCUUUGAUCUUUGACCUCUCAUAUUUUUCCUAUAACUUGUCUUCUCAAAAGAGUUCCAUGAAUUCCAAGUUUUCUUACAUAUCCAAUGGCAAUAUUUCUUGUGGGAAUUUGAAUUGGCUCCAAGGAAUGGUCAAUCUCAAGGAGCUUGUAUUGAAUGGUGUUGAUCUAUCAGCAGCAACUUCUGCGACGAAUUGGGCGGAACCCAUUUCACAUAUUUACAAUCUUCAACAGCUUCACCUAUCAGAUUGUGGAAUUUCUGGUCCAAUUCCGGUAUAUCAAUUAAUCAACCUCACACAUCUAUCUUCUCUGCAUAUGGGUUUUAAUUUUCUUGUCUCUCCCAUCCCAAUUCAACUAGCUAAUCUCACAUCACUUUCCUCACUUGAUCUCACUAACUCCCAUCUCCAUGGUCCCAUCACAUACUUCCCACAAUUACAAGAACUCUAUGUCGAUGACAACCCCGAUGUCUCAGUCAAUCUCAGUUCUAUUUUUUCUCUCCCAAGGCAACAAUUACGAACACUUUCAAUUCGAUACACCAAUGUCAUCGGGUUGAUCCCACCUUCAAUUUCAAAUGCCUCUUUGUUGGUCUCUCUCGCCAUAUCAGGCUGUUCCAUUGAAGGGACCAUUCCAACUUCCAUAACAAAUCUUUCUAAUUUACACUAUCUAGACAUUUCUUUCAAUAGUCUAACGGGUUACCUUCCAUCUUCGUUGUCUAGCCUUAAAAACUUGGAAGUCCUACUCACAUCUGAAAACUUGUUAACAGGACCGAUCCCGGAUUCCAUAUGUGAAAUUGCAGCCCUUCAAAAUCUUCAUUUGGGAAGGAAUGGUUUCAAUGGAAGGCUACCCAAUUGCAUCCAUCAGCUUACAGAACUCAAAUCCUUUCACAUUGGAAACAAUUUCAUUGAAGGCACUGUCUCUUCAUUGUUCUCAUUGUUCAGAAAUUCCUCCCCCUUUACGAUUGACCUCAGCUCGAAUGUGGUAACUGUAGAAACAGAUCAAAGCCUAUUUCAAUCCAGCUUCCUGCUGGAGUAUCUAGGCUUGCGUUCAUGCAAUCUGAGAGGGAAAAUUCCAGCUUUCAUUUCUAAUCUAUCACAACUAGCAUUCCUAGAUCUAGCUAACAAUAGCCUAACUGGAACAAUCCCUUCUUGGUUAUCCCAACUCCCCAAACUCUCUUUCUUAGAUCUCUCAUACAACAACCUCCAAGGCGUUGUCCCUCCCUCCCUUCAACUACAUUUCAAUCUCCUACCCACAAUGUUAAACUUAGCAGGCAACAACCUUCAAGGCCCAAUUCCUCUACUGCCCAAGAACGUCGAGGUUCUCGAUCUGUCUCGUAACAAUUUCAGCGUUGAAAUCCCAACCCAAAUUGGGGAAAGACUAUCAGAUGCUAGAUAUAUUUCGUUUUCCAGAAAUAAACUCUCUGGUUCAAUUCCAAGCUCCCUUUGCCGAUCGAACAAUGUUCUUUUAAAGCACCUUGAUCUUUCCAAUAACAGCUUAUCAGGGAAUGUCCCUUUCAGUUUGGGAAACUGUAAAUCUCUCAUUUCUCUAAACCUUGCUUCAAACAACCUCUCUGGAAGCCUCCCAAUUGAACUUGCGUUUGCAGAAAAUCUCAGUUCUUUACAAGUAAAUGACAACCAUUUUAAUGGCCCAUUUCCAAAUUUCAUCCAACACCUCAAAAACUUGGAGAUUUUGAACUUGGGAAAUAACCAAUUUGAAGGAAAGAUCCCCUCCUUUAUCAGUGAGCUCCAGAAUCUUAGAAUCCUCGUGCUAAAAUCAAAUUCUUUCUAUGAUCUGGUCCCAACAGCGUUAACCCAUUUGCAAGAGCUCCAAUUCAUGGAUUUUUCAAACAACCAACUCACAGGUGCGAUCCCGAAAAACUUAGGUGGGCUCAAAACAUUAACUCACCAACCCAAAGAUGGAUUCUUGCUUGGUUACAUGAUUGUGCUUGUGUAUGCGGGCAUUGAAUUGCAGAUGAUGAGCAAGGGGAUGGAGCAUGAGCUUGACUCAGUCUUUUCAUACCACACUGGAAUCGAUCUCUCAAGUAAUUAUUUGGAGGGGAAGAUCCCGAGCGAGAUUGGUCUUCUACAGGGGCUCUACAUGCUCAAUCUAUCACACAACAGGUUUUCUGGUGAAAUCCCCAUGAGUUUCGGCAACAUGAGAGAGUUGGAGUCAUUGGAUCUCAGUUUCAACCAUUUGGUUGGAGCGAUCCCAGGGACACUGACUUCAUUGGACUUUCUUGGGUAUUUGAAUCUUUCUUAUAACAAUUUAAGUGGAGAGGUUCCAGUAGGAUUGCACUUUGAUACAUUGAGUGGAGAUGGGUAUACUUACAUUGGAAAUGCUUUGUUGUGUGGGCCUUCUGUUCAAAGAAGUUGUGAGAUUGGAACCAGUGGUGGUGAUUUUGAAGAGGAGGAAGAAGGUGAGGAUGGGAGAAACAAGUGGUUGUUUUAUGGGAUUGUAGCCUUGGGUUAUGUACUUGGAUUUUGGGUGUCUUUUGGGUUCUUGGCCAUGAGGAGAUAG
Molecule: messenger RNA, 3024 nt
Organism: Magnolia sinica
Lineage: Eukaryota; Viridiplantae; Streptophyta; Magnoliopsida; Magnoliales; Magnoliaceae
Product: receptor-like protein 35
Exons: 1
Coding region: 1-3024 (1007 amino acids)
Biological process (GO): hormone-mediated signaling pathway
Cellular component (GO): plasma membrane
Molecular function (GO): protein binding
Source: RefSeq, a predicted model, not a curated record